This is a messenger RNA of Stegostoma tigrinum, 8107 nucleotides long. RefSeq names its product kinesin family member 19 (gene kif19). Gene Ontology annotation, biological process: microtubule-based movement. Bases 519 to 3719 code for a protein of 1066 amino acids. Gene Ontology annotation, molecular function: ATP binding; microtubule motor activity; microtubule binding. The transcript has 21 exons. NCBI's taxonomy places the organism in Eukaryota, Metazoa, Chordata, Chondrichthyes, Orectolobiformes, Stegostomatidae. The record is from RefSeq and is a predicted model, not a curated record.
GCGGCCCCUGUGAGCUCCCACCGAACCGGCCCCACUCUCCGGCAGCUCGGAUUUCUCGAGCACGGGAGCCGGGCUUGAAAGUCGUUCGGUCUCCAGGGUAGAGAUCAGAUCCACACACAACCCAGGGAUCGGCAGGGAGAAGGAGCCUGGGCUAGUCCAGGGAUUCUGAUUAGCAUCGCUUCCAUUUGAGAAGCCUAAACAUUUAAAAAGAGAGGGUAAAAUGACCAAAGGCGAACAGCUUUCAGAGGAACAAUAAUUUCAAUCCUGUUUUUUAUAUAUAUAAAGCUGCAAGAUUGCGCACUAGUCCGCAUCGGAAAACCUGCACUUCGGGCUGUUUUUGUGAUAAAGUUGUGUGUCUGAAUUGUGUUGUAUAUUGAGGCUGUACGUGAGCAAGGUGAAAGCAUUGAGGAUGUGAGCUCUCUUUUAAAAGGGCAGGCUGUGCUCUUGACUGUUCCUGGAACCUAGCGCCAUGCAACAGCGGCAGGUACUGUGUACAAUCCGACCUACUGCCAAGAAUCAUGAAGGACGGAGGAGAAUCUAAAGACCAACAAUUGACUGUGGCCUUACGGAUUCGGCCCAUCAAUGAAACAGAAGUGGAAGAAGGAGCCACAAUCAUUGCUCACAAAGUUGAUGAGCAGAUGGUGGUGCUAAUGGAUCCAAUGGAGGACCCUGAUGACAUUCUGCGAGCCAACCGGUCUCGAGAGAAAUUAUACAUGUUUGAUGUGACCUUCAAUUACACUGCAUCACAGGAUGAUGUAUACCGUGCUACCACCAAGGGUCUGAUUGAGGGUAUUAUUUCAGGGUACAAUGCUACGGUUUUUGCCUAUGGACCAACAGGUGCUGGGAAAACAUACACAAUGUUGGGAACAGAUUAUGAACCUGGUAUUUAUGUGCGGACACUCAAUGAUUUGUUCAAGUGUAUUGAAGAAACUAGUGAUGAUAUGGAGUACACUGUUUCCAUGUCAUACUUAGAGAUUUAUAACGAGAUGAUACGGGAUCUACUCAAUCCGUCAUCCGGCUUCCUAGAUCUCCGAGAGGACUCCAAAGGUGGGAUCCAAAUUGCAGGAAUUACUGAAGUGUCAACUAUUAAUGCCAAAGAGAUAAUGCAGCUGUUGGUGAAAGGCAACAAGCAGAGAACACAGGAACCCACAGCAGCCAACAAAACCUCCUCUCGGUCUCACGCUGUCCUGCAAGUCACUGUUCGGCAGAAGAGUCGCAUCAAAAAUAUUUUGCAGGAGGUACGAAUUGGACGCUUAUUCAUGAUUGACCUUGCAGGAUCUGAGAGAGCUUCACAGACACAGAACCGUGGAAAACGAAUGAAGGAAGGAGCACACAUCAACCGGUCACUGUUGGCACUUGGAAACUGUAUUAAUGCUCUGAGUGAGAGGGGAGGAAAUAAAUAUGUCAAUUACCGAGACAGCAAGCUGACACGAUUGUUGAAGGAUUCUUUGGGUGGAAACAGCAGGACUGUGAUGAUCGCUCACAUCAGUCCAGCCAGCCUUUCCUUUGAAGAAUCACGGAAUACCCUCACUUAUGCAGACCGUGCCAAAAACAUAAAAACCAGGGUAAAACGCAAUUUGAUGAAUGUGUCCUAUCACAUUGCUCAGUACACCAAUAUUAUCUCCGACUUACGCAGUGAAAUUCAUCGUUUGAAGAAAAAGAUAGACACGCAACGGAUACAGCAAACAAAAAACGAUAAAACUGACAUACGCAAUGUGCAAGCUGAAGUACAGCUACAUUCCUCUCGCUAUGACAGACGGGAGAUGGAAAGGCUUCGUGAACAUCUGAUUACUGCCUUUCGAGAACAGAUGGACAUCCGGCGUAAUCUGCUGGAGCUGGACAGCAACAACAUGCAAAUUCAAGUUGACACAUCCAGGCACCUACUAACAAUCGCAGACUGGGUACAGGAAAAGGCUCGGAGAGCCAAGAAAUGGAGGGAAGAACACCGAAAGGAAGUCUACAGCAAAGAGGAUAGUGAGAAAGAUUCAGACACUGGAGAUGAUCAGUCUGAUGUUAUGGAGCCAGCCGAGGUAGCUGUCGCACGGGAAAGUAUUGCUGCACUUGUGGCUGAACAAAAAAGAUUGAAAUGGCAGAAGGUUGAGUUGGAGAAACAAUUCACUGACAUUCGAUCGCGUGCUCAUAGACUGGAGGAGCUUCUUCCCAAGAGGAUCAGCAGUGAGCAACAGCGAGAGGUUUUGAGCCUGCUCUGUAAGGUGCAUGAACUGGAGAUUGAGAAAACCGAAAUGCAGUCCAAUGCUUUACUUAAGGACAAUGUCAUACGGCAGACAGAUUAUGUCAUUCAGCGUUUUGAGCAGCAUAGGCAGCUGUGUGCUGAAAUUAUUCAACAGCAGCGGCAGAUCAUAGAUGAUCACAACCUACUGGUUCCUUCACAGUUGGAUGAGUUGUAUGAAAUUUACUUGAGAGAGCUGGAAGAAGGCAACCUGGACCGAAUAGUAGCCAUCCACACUGUCACAACAAGAACCCUGAAGGAUGGUUCGGUUAUGAAUAUGGCCCAGAGGCUAAAGGUGGGAGAUUUGGUGCAGGAUGUGGACUCUGAUCAGGAAAGUGUGAGGACAAUUGGAUCUGAAAAGCCUUAUCCUUGGCGAAGGAAUUACAAAGAUGCGUUACCACCACUGGUACCAGAGCCAGAAAGUGACAAUAACCAAGUGUUUAAAAGCAGCCCACAUGGUCAACGGAGAAAGAGUUCAACGGUGAUGACACCUCCUCCAAUCCAAGUGAAUGGAAUGCUAAACCAAGAGACAAAUCAACAGGAGAGUCUGGUGAGCUUUAGCGAGAUGAGCAGUGCCAGCAGCCAUUUAAACUCAUCACCUGACAGCACAGAGAAUUUUGCAGAUAACCGACACAACCAGACAGAAUUCCUUAAAGUAGAACGCAAGCAGAUGUUGACGGGCACCAAGAACAUCGCUGUCAAAGCCGCAAGGAGACGUUCAAAAGUUCUGGAAAAUGACAACAGGCUACACAUUCUGGAGCCCAUGAAGGAGAAAACAAGCAUUUCCCUGCAUUCAAUGAAGGAAAAUGAAGAAUCAUUUUAUAGAGGCAUUCUUGAACCAUCACUGACAUUGUAUAGACACCAGCAGGGUCCACUUAUAAAACAUGCUGCUAGUGAGGACAAUCUAUCCACCAGUACUGGUGAGGUGAUCAACCAUGUACAGCCCGAUGAGGAAGAAUGCCCCACUGACUGGUCUCAGUCCUAUAAAAAGGAAAACAAAAAGGCAAGUAGAAGACAGGAGACAUUAGAAGCCAAGCGGAAGAAAAGAAGAUCAAGGUCAUUUGAGGUUAACGGUCAAGGGUUAUCCCAUCCUAAGAAUAUUUCAUCCCGAUUCCAACCAUUGGAGAGUAUUUCAGAUAAUAGAUUUAAUGUCAAUGGCCAAAGUCAGUCAAGGAUAUAUAGAAAACCGACACACAGGCCUGGGAAAGUAAAAUUCCCUAUCAGCCAUUAUGCAGGUGAAAGUGACCUUCACAUGUUGGAGGUAGUCAGUACUCCACCCAGCACCAUCUAUCAGAGAAAUGCCAAUGGGAGAGGGCUGGCUGUACAAAAGAAGGUCAGAGGUCCGACAAUUGCAGCAGACGUGGCUAGCUCAACAUCUAUGCUGAAUCAACCUGGAAACUUCAAGAAGCCUCUGAACCGUAAUCCUCAGCCACAUUUUAACCACACGGUGACAAAUGCAAAAAAUGAUGUCAGAGCUAGAAAACCCUAAAUCAGCGACAGAUCGAACUUUGUCAAGUCACCUGUAUGAAAUAAAGAACGCAGGACAUAUUUCACUUAUCUGGAGGGAUGAAAAUAUAAAUGAAGUCUCAACUAUCUACAAAACAGAACAGAAAACAUUGCGAAACCAUAGGUGGUGUUGCACAUACAGUGAAUCCUCGAUACCACAAAAUCACAAAUCGUCACGCCCAUCCACACCAAAAAUUAAAUAUCAACAAAAUUCAACAUCUGCAGGCAAAACUUGGAUAUCCUGGAUUUUCAUCCUAUUUUAACUUACUUUUAAAUGAGUUCGGCACUCACGCAUUUCAUCAUUUGCAGCUGUUUUUGGGAACAGAACCUUCAUGAGUAUGGAGGAAUGACUGUAUAAAAUUGCAUAUUUUCUGCUGUUAUGUCUUUUGAUUAUCUAUAUCUGAAUCCCAACCUUAACAAUGUUUAUCCUUUACCUCUGUUUAUCUAAUGAGAAGAAGAUCCUGCUGCCAAUUGCUGUAAUUAAUGGACUCAAUGAUUUCUUCAUGAAUAUUAGUGUAACAAUGUCCACAAUUUUGGAUUGCACACUCAACCUAAGGAAUCAGAACACAAAAUUAAUCCUUAUUCUUUGAAAUAAACAAUGUAGUCAAGAAAUAUAUUGACAGUAUAAGGUUUAAUGUAUAGGAGUGAACCAAACAUUUCAUUUUUUUUUAACCAGACACAGUGAAUUUAUGAAUGUUCUUUUUUCAAAAAAAACAUGUACAAAGUUGAUGCCUCAUCCUCAUUCUAUAUAGGUAGAGAACAAGCCCUCAGAUCAGGUAGCAAGUGGAUUCAAGAAUAGUUAUUGGAUUUUAAACCAAAAUAUAAAUAAAUUAAUUCAGGCAGAAAUGUGCUGAGAAUACUCAGCAGAUCAGGCAGCAUUUAUGGAGGGAGAAUCAAAGAUAAUAUAUCAAAUUGACGACUGUCCAUUAUAUGCUUUGAUGAAAGGUCUUCAACCAGAAAGGUUUUUAAUUGUUCCAUCAAACGUUCAUGGGGUGUGAGCAUUGCUAGCUAGGUCAGUGUUUACUGCCUAUCCCUUAAUACCUUUAUAGAAGAUGGUGGUAAACAAUUGGGUUUCUCUCUCCACAGAUGCUGCCUGACAUGCUAAAUCUGCAUCUGCAGCAUUCUGUUUUAAGCAUAUAAAUAAAUGAGUUUUCUGCUUAGUAAUAGGUAUUUGCCACAGGUGCAUCGGGCACAUUAAGUAGUGAUUGACUGUAAAUGAAUAUUUACCUUACAGAUGCAUUUCUUAGCUAAACAUAGCAAUCUAUUUCAAAACAUCAGCUUGUGAAAAGAUGGAAUUUGAUAUACCCUUUAAGUGGUAUUUAUUAUGUAAUAGAUAUUUAAUUGCUGUUCAUUUUCCCCUUGAGAACCAUUGAGGUGAAGUAUUAAUUGUUUAUCUCAAAACGUAAGGUUCUGACAUGUAAAAAUCUGAUAGGAAAGAGUAGUCAUUUGGAGUGAGUUGGAUGCCAAUAUUUUUGUGUUUUCACUUGACAAACAGCUUUUGGGGACAAAUGACCUCCCCAGUUAGGAUGUGAAAGUUAGGCCUAAAAGCUCAAACUCACAGCCUUUAUGAUGGGAUUAAGUUAUUGAUCCACCUUUGUUUUUCACUAAGCAGCGGAACCAAAGUAACGUUAAAGCUGAAUGGGUAGAAACCAACAUUAUAUGCAUGAACAGCAGAGGCCAUUAUGCAUUAAAACUCAUUAAAAAAGCAUUUAAAAUAUAUUUUAAAUAUUAGAUUUUGUAUUAAUAGAAUGAACGUUAAUGUACUGAUAUCAACCUGACAAUUAAUAGCUAUAGUGGUGAAUUUUUAAGAUCCAUCAAAAAUAGACCCUUGUAGAUAUUUCGUUUGGAACUUAAAGCUAUAGGUGCAGCAUGUAUUCAGAUUUCUGUUAAUUUUACCAUUUGUUUAUAUGUAUCAGCUACCAGCAAUUAUCAGCAACUGGGGACCUCCGGGAAUAAUAAUUUAUGAAUCUCUAACUUUGAAUAUAACUAUUACAUUAUUUAGAUAUUGUUAAUAAUUCAUAUUGGAGUUCAUUUUUUCUGCUAUGAAUUGGGUAAUUUCUACUAGUUACAAUAUUCCUUUUUAUUGAUUUCUGAUGACAAUUACUGGUGGUCUGAAGGCACUAUCCAGCUAUCUAUCACAGUUAACAAUACACACGUUGGAGUAAUUUUCUGACAAUUAAUCCUGGUUCAAAUAAAUAUUUAUAAUAAAGUUAUUGUUUAAAAUUCAGAACAUCUGCAAGUUUUUCAGUAUCUAGUCUCCAUCAUGAGCUAACAUUGUUGGCAAUAUGAGAGGAUAUUAAGCUAUCCUGGAAUGGACUAUUACUUAUUGAACUUUUCAUUUCUUGAAGUGUAAAUGGUAAAAAAAAACUGCUUCUGUGUAUCAUUCCUUUAACUGUUCCAUUUACUUGCCUGAGAGAUUUGUCCUUAAUGAAUAUAAUGUGCUUAAAAGUUAUGUAAUGUGGUACAUUUAUGAAAAUUGCACAGGCGAAUAUUAUUAUUUAUGUUAUGGAUGGAGUCCUUCUUACAAAGCAUGAACAUUUUGUACAACAAAAACCAUCAUUUCUGUGGUUGAACAUCUGUAUGUUUAGGAUGAAUUUCUUCUGGAAUCAUUGUUGUAUCAUGGGUAAUAGAUGUAGUGUCAUUCCCGAGUUAGGCACAGAUAGAUUUGGAUACACUGGAAUACAUAGAGCUGUCCAUUGCUGUGAAUAUGAAGAAUGAGUAGCGUUUACAGGUGUAAACAUUCAUCUGAACCGGUAAUUCUAUGUUAGCUCACUUACAGCUGUGGAUAAAACAAAAAGAAAAGUGAGGGUGUGCAGAGAGUCAAAUACACAUACUAUAUAUUGAAGGAAACAUAAUAGUUGUAUAGCUGUAAAUAGGAGACCUCGUACACAAAUUGAUCUGCCAUGUGUUUACAGCCUUUUCUAUUUUGUUUUAUUUUUAGCAUUUCCAGUUUUUUAAAAUAUAAUUUUCACAAGAUAAUAUUUGACUAAUUCAUUUGAGUAUUUCUGAGUAGUUCUUCUGCAAUAAGAGGAAUCCUUCAAAAUUGGAGUCCUGAAGUAUUUGAGUUAUUUAUUUUUAAGCUUGCUUUUCUUUAUUUCCUCUUGACAUCAAAAAAUAACUAUAUUUAUUUGAAUAUUAGAAGGCUCACUUUUUUCAAAAGUGAUUGCAUGCAAAUGAAAAGUAUAAUAUCUCACAUUCUCUAAUCAUUGAAUGCUUUCUUCACAAUGAGAACUGUGAGAAGUCUUCACUAACUAGACUCAGCUGAAAACUUUGAGUUAUAUAUAAUUGCCAAAAAAAAAAUUUUUAAGUGAUAUGGGAGUAAGUAGAGGAUGGGAUAAAUCAAAUCAGUUCAUGAAAAGUGAAAUGUUUUAAUUUAUCAAAACAGAAAUUUCUGUGUAGCAAAAUUCUAAUAAAGUAAUGCUGGUUAGAAAAGGCUCAUUAUUGAGAAUACUGUUAGCACUAUCUUUAAGCCAUUCUUGCAGUUCUGUAUGGAUCACUGUCAACUAUCUGGUUGUUCAUUUUGUGAACUGUUGAAAGGGAUGUCUGAAUGUGAAGCAGUUUUCUAAAUUCACUAAAAUUAUGUAAUGAAAUGAGUAAAUGGCUCAAGACUGAAGCAUUUCCAUUGAGAGCCUUUUGCACCAAAAUGCCACACACAAGUCUUUUUUUCCUGUCUGUUGUAGCAAAGAUUAACACAUUUAAAAGAUUGAUCCUUUAAUAAUGUGUCCACCCCCACACGAAUUUGUAAAAUGUACAGUUGUCAUUUUUAAUUCUUCUGUUUCAGAUUGUAUGCCAGCAAUGUUUGAUUUACCAACCAUUUUGACUUGGAUUUUUGUCCAUUUACUGGAGCAUCUUAUUAAUCAUGUUAAAUGGAAAACAUAACGGAUGCUAAAUAUCUGAAAUAACAGUCAAAAAUGCUGGAGAAACUCAACAUGUCUGGUAGCAUUUGAGGACAACAAAGCAGAGUUAGCAUUUUGAGUCUAAAAUAAAAGAAUAAUUUUAUGCUCAAAGUGUUAAAUAUGUUUCUCUCUCCACAGAUGCUGCCAACCAGAAUUUCUCCAGGAAUUUCUGUUUUUAUUACUAAAAAUGUUCGUCAUCCCCUGCACUAACACUUAUUCAGAUAUUAGCUUGAGAAGAUGGAUUGGCUUAUAAAAUAACAGAUUAUGUUGUUAUACUAAUUGAGCCAUCUCUGACUAAACAGCUACCAAACAAUAGAUCUGUGUCAGAUCUUUCAUAGAAAAGAAUGUAUAUUUUAGCCCAACCCACUGUGAGCACACAGGAAAAAUACUUUCCAAUGAUUAAGUACAUAUUUGAAUGUUGAGUUGUUUUUUUAACCAUAGUGUAUUUAUUUUCUGUAUCUGCAACAGUACAGAA